AUGGCUCGAGGGCGCCGCGACGAGUACGAGGAGGAGGAGGAGGAUGAGGAAGAAGAAGAGGAUUUGGAAGAGGAGGACGAAGAGGAGGAAGAGGAGCCGGCUGGGCGUAGAGGAGGGAAGAAGCGGAGGCGAUCGGAUUUCAUCGACGACGUCGCCGUGGAGGACGAGGAUGAGGAAGAGGAAGAGGAGGAAGAGGAGGAUGUCGGGGACCGCCGCAGAAGGAACCGGAAGCGGUCGGGGUCUCAGUUUUUUGACAUUGAGGCCACGGUGAUGUCGGACGAGGAGGAGGAGGAAGAGGAGGAAGGAGAGGACGGUAUGUUGCGCUGCAUUAGAUUUUAACCCCGAUUCACUUCAUCUUUUUCCUGUUUUUUGUGUCUUUUCAUUUUCUGGUUCCUUCGUGUUCUGUGGAAAACAGUUGAGACUUAAUAAAUGGUUAAUUCAGCUGUAACUAGGGUGCGCUGGGGGUUUCGCCAUGCUUAUUGCUAAUCAAAGAGGCGUUGCCUCUGGCUAGGAAAAGCCUAAAGCUUUGAUUUCGGGUCGUUUUCCCGGAAAAUAAUUAUUAGGUUUUCAGGAGCCCCUUGAAACAGUGGAACCGAUAAUAUCAAUUCGUGCAAAAGAUUUAUGAGUUCAUCUCACGCAAGCAACCUUGCAUAGUAACCCAAGAUGUCACAAGAUUUCGCAUGUUAUCUGUAUCUUGUGAUAAGCUUAAAGAACUGACGGUCUGUUAGAGUACUCGGGGACUAGACAUUAGUCCGUGCUACGGGGCAUACAUAUGUUGCAUGGAGUGUCAGAAGAGAACUGCGAUAUAUAUUUGAUAAUGUGGAGCCGACUGUAACCCUAUGAUUUCCUUCCCUAAUAGAGCCCAUGCUUCUACCAUCAGUGAAUUAAAUGCAGAAUUUUGAAUGAAUGUCUAAUCAAUUUUUUGAUGUGCGAUAAAGCUUUGGGAUAUAUAUUUAUGGACAGUGUUCGCCAAUAAGUAUUAUCAUUUGGUUUGUUCAAGUAGCAGUCACUGUUGAAUUUCUCUCUUCAUAGACGUUGUGUACGGUUCAGAAAUAUGGAGUUAUCUGCCUUUAAAAAAGGUGUCAGGCGUGCAUUUCUCACCAUGUAGCAUAUGUAACAGUUCUAUCACAUAGGAAAUUACUCUCAUUAAUUAAAAGUCAUAUGAUUAUCACAUGUUUAUUAAAUAGAUAUAGUUCACACGGUUUCUAAUAAUUCAUUUCGCGCAUUUGAUAGUUCUUUGGUUAAUCACGUAGAUUCGAUGUAGUAGUGAGCUGUGAUGUUGUGAUUCUGUUUAUUCAAAAGUCAGUCACCUUACUUCUUGCUUUUUUGUAAAUCUUAAAGACGAUAACAGUAUUUAGGUCAUCAAACAGUCCCUUUGCUUUCCCACUGACUAUAUGGCUAAAAUUAUGCAUCUCUGUUUACCCCUAUUGUCAAGGAUUUAUUAAUCGUAAUGCUUCAUGGAAAUGCUUAUUUCCAUAUUCACUGUGGUUAAUGGCAUAGUAAUCGAGUGGGGAUGCUUCUCCUAAGAAGAUGAUGAUUCUAAUAACUAGAUAUCAUGAGGCUGUCAAAAGAAUUGGCCCUAGACCUUUCAUGUUCCAUUGUUGAUGUAAAGGUUCCUCAAAAAAAGCUGUGGUCCAGAUUUUCGGUUUUUCCUUGUAGAAAAUUCGCAAGGUCUCUAGCUCAUUCGAUUUCCCGGAAAUAAUUUACUAAUUUGCUGACCAAAUGACACGAAUUUGUUUAAAUCCUUGUACGCAUUCUCUUAAUCCUUUCCAGUUUUCUUGGAUUGUGGUCAAAUCGAGAGAUAAAGUGCCUGUCUGGGUUUUGGGCAAAUCCAGAUGCUUGCAUAUAUUUAUACUUCUAAAGACAGUUUUCUUGCAAUGCUAUGUAAGAUUAUUUCUCACAUUUUAAGUCUCUUAUCCUGUAAUGUGCAGAUUUUUUUGUUGAUGGUGGAGCUGAGCUGCGCGAUGAUGAAGAAAGGGCAAUACAUCGCCGACCAUCAAUUUUAAUGCAACCAGAAGAUCAACUAGAUGUUGAUGAGCUGAGACAGCAAUUACAUGAAAGAUAUGCAAGGUCCAGUCACAUAGAAUAUGGUGAGGAGGCAACUGAAGUUGAACAGCAGGCUCUUUUGCCAUCAGUUAAAGAUCCAAAAUUGUGGAUGGUUAAGUGCAUGGUAUGACUUUGCAUAGUCUUUUCUUGUCGUAUAUUUAUUUUCUUGUUAAGUGCUUCUGUUAAUUGACUAUCUAACUUGUUUAGAUGGGCCAUGAGCGUGAGGCUGCCAUCUGCCUUAUGCAGAAGUAUUUUGAUAAAGGAGCUGAAUUGCAUAUUAGGUCAGCUAUUGCUCUAGACCAUCUUAAGAAUUACAUAUAUGUUGAAGCAGACAAAGAAGCUCAUGUGAAAGAGGUAAUUUUUUAUUGAUGGUUGUUGUCACUGGUCUUAUGUUCCUAACAUUUUCGGCUUUUGUCACCUAAUCAUUCUGCAUGAACAGGCAUGCAAAGGACUGCGCAAUAUUUUCUCCAUGAAAGUACAACUGGUUCCUAUUAAAGAGAUGACUGAUGUUCUUUCUGUUGAAAGCAAAAGUAUUGAUCUUACAAGGGAUACAUGGGUCCGAAUGAAGCUAGGAAUAUAUAAGGGAGACCUUGCAAAAGUAUGGAUAAUUCUUUCGUUAUUAUCAUUAUUAUUAACUUGAUAUGGUUGCCUCUGUUUUCAACAAUCAGGUGUUAGUUUAAAUGGUUACCUGUCAUUUUAUGUGGCUUGUAGUGUAUAAUUUUUACUUUCUGUUGACCCUCUAGUCCCUUUCCACCUUGUUGCAGGUUGUGGAUGUUGAUAAUGUUAGGCAGAGGGUUACGGUUAAGCUGAUUCCAAGGAUCGAUCUACAGACGAUUGCUAACAAAUUGGUAAAUGUCUCUUUGUGUCUAUCAUAUUAUUUAUUUUAGUUUAACAUGGAAGCACCAGUAUAUUGGGUGCUAUUUAUAUGCGACUUCGUUUCUGAAUUUAAAUCUUUUUCUGAAUUUCGCUUCACCAAGUUUUCACAGUUUAUCUUCCUUUUUUUCUGGUGAUCUCUGCUGAAUGCUCCUUUGACACUGUGAAUGGCAGGAAGGUAGGGAUGUCGGGAAAAAGAGAACCUUUCUUCCUCCACCAAGGUUUUUCAACACUGAUGAGGCCAGGUUACCUUUUAACCUUCUCUUACGACGAUUUUGCAAUCAUUUUACCUGGUUAUUUAGCAAAUGGGUUUAUUUAACCUGAUUGUUAUUUUUUCAGGGAGAUGCAUAUACGUGUUGAGCGAAGACGAGAUAGCAACACAGGGGAGUACUUCGAAAUGGUUGACAACAUGGCUUUCAAAGAUGGAUUUUUAUAUAAGUCAGUUUCCAUGAAAUCAAUUAGCUCUCAAAACAUUCAACCAACUUUUGAUGAGCUUGAGAAAUUUCGGAAGCCUGGCGAUGAUGCAGAUGGAGAUCUAGCUAGUCUGUCGACAUUGUUCUCAAAUAGAAAGAAAGGCCAUUUCAUGAAAGGUGAUGCGGUCAUUGUUGUUCGAGGUGAUCUGAAGAAUUUGAUGGGAUGGGUUGAGAAAGUCGAGGAAGAGAAUGUCCAUAUAAGGCCAAAGAUGGCCGGUCUUCCGGUAGUCACUUAUUAUUUUGUUUGGCUUUUAAGCUGCAUAUCACUAAUACUCAUAACGUUUGCUGCAAGAAUUUGACCAUUUUCUUUGCAUUUAUCAGAAAACACUGGCUUUUAAUGAAAAAGAACUCUGCAAGUACUUCAAACCAGGUGAUCAUGUGAAGGUCAUAUCUGGGAUCCAGGAAGGCACUACAGGCAUGGUGGUGAAGGUUGAAAGCCAUGUUUUGAUAAUGUUAUCUGAUACCACAAAAGAGCACGUAAGCUUAUUUAGACAUGAACAACAUAAUGACUUGACUUGAUGCUGUGGUUGGAUUAUCAUGACAUGUUUUGUGGAUGUUUUUUGAUGCUCAGAUACGUGUCUUUGCUGACAAUGUGGUGGAGAGUUCUGAGGUUACUUCUGGGGUUACAAAGAUUGGUGACUAUGAGUUGCAUGAUCUUGUGUUGCUUGAGUAAGACCAUAGACUUAUGUUUUUCUAACUUGGUUGCGCUGAGACAAUCCAUCUUCAUUUAUUAAUUACACCUUUUAUGUUCAUGGUUUCUGUCAACUUGAUAAUUUAUGAUUUUUAUUAUCUCUUUUAUCUUUUUAUGAUUAAUGGCCGGCAAAUAAUUUACAUCCAUUUUGUGCACCACUUCAACAUUUUUUUCAAUAAAAAACAUCAAACUUUCCUUGUUGUUUAAUUUUUUCUAAUUAAUUAAAUAUUUUCCAGCAACAUGUCUUUUGGUGUGAUCAUACGUGUGGAAAAGGAAGCAUUCCAGGUACGCUGGAAAUAAUUAGUGUGACAUAUUAUUGCUUGUGGUGUUGCACUGUCUAACUUCAGGCGCUUAUUUUCAGGUGUUGAAAGGAAUUCCUGAUAAACCUGAGGUUGUACUUGUUAAAUUGAGGGAAAUAAAGAACAAGAUUGACAGAAGAACAAAUGCCCAAGACAGGUAUCGAAAUACAGUCUCAAUGAAAGAUAUUGUUAGAGUUCUUGAAGGACCCUCGAAGGUGAUAUUCCUCAUUAUUGCUGCUUCGUUCUUCUCUUUUCUAUUUUAUGUUCACUUUUGCAAUUAUUAUUUGUUUAAUUCUAUUUAGGGAAAGCAAGGUCCGGUUGAACACAUCCACCGAGGGAUCCUGUUCAUCCAUGAUCGUCAUCACCUUGAACAUGCAGGCUUUAUUUGUGCCAAAGCCCAAUCAUGUAUAGUAGUUGGCGGAUCCCUUGGGAGUCGUGAUAGAAGCGUACGUUUCUUGAUGUGGGGCUUGCACUUUGUUCCUUAAAAUUUUUCUUUUUUGUGAGUAUGACCAAUCUGUUAUAUUUUAAUAGGAUUCCAUGGAUUCGAGAUUUGGUGGUUUAAGAUCAUCCGACUUCCUCCAAUCGCCAAUGAGACUACCUAGAGGAAGGCCUCCAAUAGACUGUAUGUUUUACAUUUCUUUCUUUGUUUGAAAGUCUCAUUUUUUUUUUUCAUGUUCAACUGUGGCAUGGAUGCUUUUUUUGAAAAUAAUCCAGUGUUAACUGAUAUAAAUAAAUGAUGCAGCUGGUGGACGGGGUAGAGGAGGAAGGGGACAUGACUCUAUGGUUGGCAAGUGUAUCAAAAUUCGUUUAGGUCCCUUUAAAGGCUAUCGAGGUCGUGUCACUGAAGUCACCGGGGAACUUGUUAGGGUUGAACUGGAUUCACAGAUGAAGAUAGUAACAGGUAGACCUUUUUUUAACGUGAGCUUUUCAUUAAUCUUUGUAGGAUUGACAGCAGUGUUCUUCUCAAUCUGUAGUGAAGCGAGAUCAGAUUGCUGACACCUCAAGCAUGGCGACGCCGUACCGGUAUCCGUUUAUUGUAUCCUAUUCUUAUAAAACUGUGGAGUAGGGAUUUUUCUUUUUUGAUCUGAUUCUCUGUUUGGCAGUGAAACACCUCGAUAUGGAAUGGGCAGUGAGACACCCUUGCAUCCAUCCCGAACUCCUCUUCACCCAUACAUGACUCCGAUGAGAGAUCCUGGAGGUCUGUGAUCCUUGAUAUUAGAUUUUUUUGUCAAAAGUGCAUUUAGAAUUUGUAAUUUCAUGUCUUCAAGACAUCGGAUAAAUGGCUUUGAUUUUAUCCUGUUUCUUAUUUGAUAUUUUUUCAAUGCCAAUUUUACUGCAGCAACACCCAUUCAUGAUGGCAUGAGAACACCUAUGCGUGAUCGUGCAUGGAAUCCAUAUGUACCAAUGAGCCCAGCAAGGUUUUUCCAUUCCUACUAAUUUUUUGGCAAUCGUAACCCUUGUGUACCGACAUUUUUUGUUGGAUUCAUUUUUACAUGGUAUGCUCAAUUUUUGUUGACUCAAGUCGUUUACGUGGCCACUGUCUCCAUUUUCAGAAGGAAAAAAACCCUAGAUCUUCUCUUUAUACAUGGAGGCCGCAUGCUUUCUUUAUCUCUUUGAAUUUAAUUUAUGUGGUAUUAUCCACUUUCCAAAAAAAAUGUUACUUUCCUUUCUAUUAAAGUGGACUAACAAAAGAGUGUGCAUUCCAACAGCUGAAUAUAUUCUUGAAAAAUAAACCCAUCCAAUUUCAAAAAUAAAAAAAUGACUGCACAGAAUGGUUUCUCUAUAUCCCAUUAGAUGACAAAAAUGUCUAAAAGGAAACUUUCAAUGUGGUUCCCAGUGCAAUACCCGUUAUUAGUAUGUAGGAAUGAUUCAUGUUAUCUUGGUAAGCUCCUGAGGCAUUUGGUGCCAUCAGUGUCCUCCAUCUUGACAUUAUAAGUUGACCCGUAACAUGUAUGAUCCCUAUAUUCUUAUUCUGUCUUUCUUACAGUCAGUUCCUACAGUCACGUGUAGAAUGAUUGUGCAUCUAGAAGGCGGUUGCUUUUCUUAUCAUUAUUUUCUAUUUGGAUAACAUCUCGAUCUAUAGUAUCAAAUGAAAUGGUGUGCUUAUAAUAACUCGUCGAUAAUUUUUCAUACGGGUGGAACUGAUCUUUGGAAAUUUUUCAGGGAUAAUUGGGAAGAUGGAAAUCCAGCCACUUGGGGGACAAGUCCUCAGUAUCAGGUUCACCUUGUCUAAUCUGUCAUUUGUUUCUUCUUUUUAUUUUUUCAUUUUUUUCAUUUUCCUUUGCAAGAAUUGACGCUUAAAGUUAACAUUAUCUCGCUAUCAAAUCCUUUAUCUCAGCCGGGAACUCCACCAAUUCGUUCAUACGAGGCGCCUACUCCAGGCUCAGGUUGGGCUAACACCCCAGGUGGCAGCUACAAUGAAGCUGGAACUCCUAGGGAAAGUAGCUCUGGAUAUGGUGAGCAUAAUCCAAAAUGUUUUCGCUAACUUUUGAAGUGUACCAGUUUUAACCUGAUGAUUAUUUCCUGCUCUUCAUCAGGAAAUGCGCCAAGCCCAUAUUUGCCGUCAACCCCUGGUGGUCAACCAAUGACCCCUAGUUCUGCAUCAUAUCUUCCCGGAACUCCUGGUGGGCAGCCAAUGACCCCUGGGAAUGUUGGAUUGGAUAUUAUGUCUCCGACAAUAGGUCAGAAGCUAUCCAUUUGCUUAUUUCCAAAUAUUCUACCGGAGUUAUAUCUAUAUUUCAUUUAUCUUCUAAAUGGAGUUUGAAGAUUACUUUUUGAAUUUAUUUUAUUAUAUCUGAUUUAAAAGUUUUCUUAUUUCCUCUGAGCCAUUGAUUAAAGUCACGAGGUUCAGCACUGUCACGUUCGAUGGCGGCCUCUCAUCAAUUUUUGUUUCAUAAUUCUAUAUCUAGGCCUAUUUGGCAUGUGGAAAUCUUACUAACAGAGUCCAUCUACUUCCAUUUCAUUUGUAACAUCUAUUCAUUCUGACUUGACUUGUGACAAACACUCAUUUGUUUUCCCUUUUACCUGUGAACUAUGCUUCGAUGACGUAUGCCUACUGUCAGAAGAUCAGAAAAUAAAUUUGAACUGCAGAGUCAGAAAAUCUUACUUGAUAGUUGUUUACGACUGAAACAAAUUUUCAGUUCAAAGGAAUUAGAAAAUCUCCCUUCAAAAACAUAAAAAAGUACCCCAAACACAUUAACCCCUUUAACUUGCAUAAAACAGAAGUCAGGAGAAACGAAGCUUGUAGUCAAAUGGUUAUUUACGCAUAGUGUGAAAUACGCUGCCUCAGUCAUAGCCAUUCCUUAUCAACAAAUUAGCCUGUUUUCAAUCGUAGAAGCUUCUGCGUAAAUAGUAUAUUAGGGAUUGAAAACUUUGGCAAAGCCCUCAUUUGAGAAAGUGAUUUGAAAGAUUCUUUGAUGACCAAAAAUGGAACUUCAACACUUUGAGCUUCAUUCCUACUUGGAGAAAGCGCUUGAUCUUGUUUCCAAUAUCAAAGGAAUCGAGCUGGAGAAGGAAACAUACUUAGAUUAGGGGAAAAAAAUAAUGUCUAGGUGAACUUUUGCUAGAAACCUUCAGAAAGUGUCACCAGAUUUUCAAAGAGAAACAUCACACCAAACGGGUGACAGUUUUUGAAGAUCAGAGGAUGCUUCAGAGGGUGCUAUGGUGUUUUUGAACGGUUCCGUCUUUCCUUCCCAAGAUGAAUCAACUAGCAAUUGACUGCAGAAGUCCUUUAAAUUUAAUACUUUAUUCAAACUUCUGGUUCACUUCAGUUUGCUUGUUGUGAUGUUAUGCACCAAAGUGCAUAGUUUCUCUUGAUACCUUUUCUGAAUUGAUCAUCCUUUUCAAAGCUUACUUUUAAGGUGAACCAGACGCUUCCUUUGAUUGAUUUCUCCUGCUUAUAUGAUAAUCCUGUUUCUGAUUGGAUGGAACAUCACUGAUCUGGUUGCCUGAUUUUAUUCUGUGAGCUUCUCAAUGAACCUCUAUUGAAAAAUGUCUGAAGCAUUCUAUUACGCCAAUUCCUCCAUGUGUGCUCACCAAAGUCUCUAUGUUAUGAUUGGCAUCCCAACCUACAUUUAUGCACUGUAUGGUAGUUCAGAUCUCAUUAACAGCCAGAGAAUUACAUCUCAGGUGAAGGGGAAGGAGGCUGGUACCUUCCGGACAUCAUGGUCAACGUUCUAAGACCAGGGGAGGACCCCCACGUCGGAGUCGUCAGAGAAGUUCUCCCAGUGAGUCAACACCCAUUAAUUCACCAAUCUCAGCAGCUAAAUGAGGAAUAGCCGCAUUGAAUCUACCCAACUGCUUUAAAGCUGGCAGACUAAAUUCUUCCCAAAAGAAGCACUCUGUGCUAUUUUCUUCUCGCUUCAUUCUUAGUUUUGCUCAAGUGGCUGGACUCUCCUUUCAGGACGGCUCUUGUAAGGUCUCAGUGGGGUCAACUACGUUGACUGCACACCCGGGAGAGAUGGAGAUGGUGCAACCCAAGAAGUCUGACAAGAUCCGGAUCAUGAGCGGUGCGCUGCGCGGGAGCAGUGGAAAGCUGAUCGGUGUUGAUGGAUCUGACGGCAUAGUGAGGCUGGACGACAGCCUCGAUGUCAAGAUCCUCGAUAUGGUAAUUCUUGGCAAAUUAUCUGUUCAAUGA
Molecule: messenger RNA, 9018 nt
Organism: Spirodela intermedia
Lineage: Eukaryota; Viridiplantae; Streptophyta; Magnoliopsida; Alismatales; Araceae
Source: the annotation of a GenBank genome assembly